This is a messenger RNA of Xyrichtys novacula (pearly razorfish), 14005 nucleotides long. The record is from the annotation of a GenBank genome assembly. Lineage: Eukaryota; Metazoa; Chordata; Actinopteri; Labriformes; Labridae.
AUGCCAAAACCGGACCUAGUCUGCCUAGUUCAGCUGCUGGACGGCACUAUCGAGACCUUCAGAGUCAGCGUGCGUGAUACUCUCACACACACACACACACACACUCAAACACACACACAGCUUCCUGUUUGUGUACCAUAUCAUAUGUUGCUCCUAUCAGUCUGUUUGCUCUGCUAAUGAUUGCCGUGUCACUGUAUGAUGUAGCGACGACUAUUCCGCCUCCUUUUCAUUGAUCCACAUAUCUUAUUGAACACCGUGACCUUGAGUCAGAGGAACAUGCUCACCUCCUUGACAGAGCUUGUUAUACUUCGUAUAGGAGCAUUUCUACAACAUCAGCACAACAACCCAUUCAGAGCCUGACAGCAGUAUAAACUCACACACACACACUGACAGGCAGACACACACAUGCAGAAAGGCAAUCACAAUAUUGCUCUCUAAGAUAGCAGCUAUGCAGCAUCUUUAUGUGAACAGUGAGAGAGCAGGGAGAGCUCUCUGGUGGUAAUGUGCAGAAAGGCUCUAAUAAUAAACUUCACGACUUUCGUUUUUAUAGCUGCUGUGUUCCUCAUCUGUAGACUAAGGUUUAUUGUUUUCUCUGUUCUAUUGAAAGUGAUUUGUACCUGGAAUUUGUGUCAACUGUAAGAACACACUGUUCACCACAGUUUACAGUAAAUAUUACCCUCUUUUGAUGUGAUUAUGCUUCCUGGAAGAGAGAGUGGGGAGAGAAAUAGGGGACAUUAUGAGUAAGCUGUGGGUUAUCCCCAAGAGUCAUUAAUUAAACAAUGAAUAGUUAAACCCCAGAGUGUGGUUCAGCAGAUGGUCUUUUAAAAAUAAUUUUUAUUAAUAUAUUUAUUAAUGACUAUUUUUUUUCCCAAAUUAUUACUCCUUCAUUCCAAGUAUAAUCACAGGGAAACCCACAGAUAAAAAAAAUACAAUUUGAUUCAGUGUGAUUAGAUGGGAAUAAUACACGAUGAUGCGUAUGUCACGUAAAGUUUUGGCUGAUGUUAAUGUUUUCUGUUGUUUCUAUUGUUCAGAAGCAGGAUGAAGGUGUGGUUUUGUUGGACCAAGUAUGUGACCACCUGGGCCUGCAGGAGAGGCAGCUUUUCAGUCUGCAGAUCAGAGAAUCCAGCAUUGCCAUCACCUCGAUCACAGCCAACACACACUCUCCUGUGAGCUCGCCGUUUAUCUGCUGCACAUUUGGGCUGAGAUUGUAAUGUAUUGCACUCACUGAUUGCUGUUUGGAUGAUGAUAACCUCUGGGUACGCUUGCAUAAAUGUUUUUUUUCUUCCCCAAGUUAGCAUUUACACUUAAUUAAUAUCACUCUCUCCCUCUCUGUCAGAGAUGGUUGGAGCCGGAGAAACCCUUGAAGAAGCAGAUAAAAGGUAUCCUCCUGUGAAUUCACUGUCAUUACCUAGAAUCGCCUGACAAAUACAUUUAUAUUUUUUGUUUUCAACAUAUUUUUUCAAUAAUAAAGAGGAGUUGCUGUAGAGAAAGGGAUGACUAAGGUGAACUCUCAACCAUAGAUCUAUAUAAUUUCUGACAAGAUGACAUUUCUUUGCAGGUCUGGCUUCUCCCUUUUAUCUGAACUUCAGAGUGCGGUUCUUCAUCUCUGAUCCCAACUCUCUGCAGCAAGAACAGACAAGGUGAGAAUACAUGCUUGGCUGUUAUUUGAGUUUUUUUAUCAGCAGUUUAUCAUCAGAUAUUGAUCUGAAGAAAUUGUCUCUAAAGGUCCUUUCUGCUCAUCUACUUUGGAGAAAAUUAAGGGCUUAGUGGUCUUCGUCUUACUCGUUUUUAGCGGGUUUUUUUGCCAGCCAUCGUUGUUUUGACAACUCUCAAGUCAGCUUGAGUAUUAAAUUCAUAAAGGUAAAGCUCUGAUUAGAGGCCAAAUAAGGCAAGGUGUCUGAAGCAAUGCCAGAGGGCAGUAAUUAGCCUCUGCUGUACAUUAAGCUACAUGCUUUUAUGCUUACCAAGACAGUCUUCAUAGGCAGGUACUAAAUAGGUGUAUUUUCUAGCCUAUUCCUAUUUAUACUUCAGAAUGGUGAUGUGCUUACAUUUACCAAAUAGCUCUUCAUACAGAAAGAAAGUGGGACUGAUGUUUUUCAGGUUUGUUGUCCUAAACUACAUUAUCAGAAAGAACAUUUAAUGGACCUGAUUUGACUGGAUAAUAGAGCAGUAUUGUCAGGGGAUCACAGAAGUUGUUACAGUUAUUUAUAAAAAUGUACUGGGAGGUGAACAUCAGAUUUCUUGAUAGACCAUCUUGAUGUUGCGACAUCUAACAGGGCUACAGGCAGGAAGUCACACAGCAAGCAUGAAGCAUAAAUGUAUGAUGACAUUGCAGAGGCAGUCCUUAUGACAGAUGUAGUAACCACUUUAAAACAGGUUCAAAGUUGUAAAAUAGAUGACUAACAUACCAACAUUACAAGCUCGCUACCUUUGCCAAAAACAGCAGGAUGUUUAGACAGGUUCCUGCUGGAAACAAACAAUACAGGUGAGAGUUGAAGAAAGUUGGAAACAGCCUUGAACGUGUUAAUCUCCAUGAGCUUCUCAGUUGAACCCUUUGCAUAGCUUCCACAUUGUGCUGCCCACUGAGCAAGUGCACAACAUUCCCUUUCCCUUACUUUCCCUAUGUGAGUGGGUGUGGAAAAAUCUUUUGGAGCAAUGAAGAACCUUAAAGUUGUAAAUACUUGGUUUGGUGACACUGUAUGAUUUAUUUGAUGCCCAAAGACCUCCUCAGGGUUUGACUUGAGUUUGUAAGGUUGUUCUUUGGUUUUUCCCCAUAGGCAUCUCUACUUCCUACAGAUCAGGAGUGACAUCAGAGAGGGGCGGUUAGUGCAACACAAACAUAAUCUCUGCCACCCUAUUUGCUCGCCUUUCAUGUUUGCGCUUAGCUGUGUCUACAUACGUAUAAUCAUGGAGUCUGAUUGCAGGUUGCAGUGCCCGAUGAGUGCAGCUGUAGUGUUGGCCUCUUAUGCUGUGCAAUGUAAGUCCCAACUCUUAAAAAAGAAACAAACGAUUAAUGACUUAAAAUAACCCUCUGAGUAAUUAUCCCUGAUGAGGAUGCUCCCAGCAAGCUGUAGAUGCCGAUGUGUGCAUGCUAAGUGUCUCUGUUAAUCAUCUGCAGCUGAGAUGGGAGAUCACUGUCCAUCCCACCAUCCUGGUUACCUCUCAAAGAGCCACUUCAUUCCUGAGCAGGAUGAAGACUUCCUGUCCAAAGUGGAGAACCUGCAUCCACAGCACAAGUAACUCAGACAGUCCAUUGCAUUUAGCUUUGUUGUGUGUCCACUUGCUUUUGUCAUAUGUGUGACUGUGUGUGCUCUCAGGGGGCUGAAGCAGAGUGAGGCAGAGCUGUGUUUUCUGAAUACAGCACGGACACUGGAGUUGUAUGGAGUGGAGCUGCAUGCGGCCAUGGUAUUCCCUCAAUUAAACUUUCGUGUAAUACUGCAUCUUCUGGUUUAACUACUAUGCAUGACUUUUUUUUGCCUCAUUUUAAUUUCUCACAGGACUCAAACAACGCCCCACUGAUGGUGGGUUUGGCCUCCAGCGGUGUAGCAGUUUUCUGCAAUAUGAUUUGCUCCAGUUUCUUCCCCUGGUGAGCGAUGUGAUGAUGGUGCUACUAAUUGCAUCUUAGAUGCUUGUUUCCUGUAUUUUCUGAAGCCUUUAACCAGCUGCAAUCUUCCCCUGCAGGGGAAACAUCAUCAAGAUUUCUUUUAAGAGGAAACGCUUUGUUAUACACCUGAAACGUAAACAUGUGAGUCCUUUAACCAUUUGUCCGUCUCUAAAGUUAAGAUUUCCUCUGAAAAAGUAACGUUGCUGAAUUAUCCACACACACAUUUUUGAUUGCUUUUUAAUGAGCUCUGUGUAUUCAUAGCUAAUAUUGGAGUUGGUCUGAAGACUCAAUCGUUUUUGAGGGAACAUUUCACAAAUACAUAGUUCAUAGUUCAUUGAUGUGAAUAUGGAACUGAUUAAAUAUGCAUCAGCAGACAUUUGGGAUAAAAGAUGCAAUAAAUCAUUCAAGAUAUGGGAUGAUGCAGUUUCUUACCGCCCUUUAUUGCUGAAAUUGUGUAACAGGGAUUUUACUGUGAAUAAUGCAUGUAAUAGUUUAUAUAACAUCACAAAAACUUACCUUCACUGUACAUUUGUAGGGGGAGACACAGGAUUGUGAGGUGUCCAUGCUUCUGCCUUGUCCAAAGACCUGCAAGAACCUUUGGAGGUCCUCUGUGGAUCAUCACUCCUUUUUCUGCUCCAACCGAGCUGUUAGAAGUCCUAAACACAACAACAGCGCAGUUCAGACCUACAGAAAGCUGAUUACGCAACAUUUAGGUCUUGGAAACAGUAAAAAUGAGAGGUGAGGCCCUACUUGAGCAAUAUGUAAUACCAUUUACAAUUUUUCUCACAUGAACUUACUUUAAAUCUCUAAUGGUAGUGGUCCAGUGUGCCACCGUGUGGUUGGUGGGAUGGUGUGGAACCCAGUCUUGCGGAGGUCAAUUUCAUCAGAUCAUCUGGAGACCAAAAGCCUGCCUUCAAGAUCUCCCCCAUCUACCCCGAUCUGGUAUGAACCGCAGGAUCAAGCCUGACUAUGAGCUGUAGAUACUUAAGUUCCUCUCUGUUUUUCAUUUCCAGUGUUUUCAUUUCUCCAUGUCAUUAAAGCUUACACUCACGAUUUGAACCAAAUUAACCGGGCUGCUUGUUUGUUUCUCUUGGCAGGCGGAGUCCCCGAGUUCGUCAUGGCAUCCGAAAGCCCCGCCCAUCCUCGGUUGAAUUGGCCAAUGACUUGAAAGACAUGUCAGAGGGGGAGGACGUCUUUUACACAUACAGGGCGUCUGUAAGCAGCAGCAAGGACAGUGAAGGAGACUGUUCACCCCAUGAGUUAGUAUCAGCUGAAGAAGAAACACUCUCAGUCUCUUUGUCAUUUCAGUGGGCUUAGAUGGCAUCGUGCUUUGUAGGGAAAAAUCUUAAAACAUUGCACACCAGACACUAGAUAUGAUGCAUUUGUAUUAACGUCUAUUAGCAUUUAAGAGGUGGUAGUUUUAUAAAGGCAGGACUAUGCAAGUUUACUCAUCAGGCACAUUUCUGCUAUUAGGCAAUUUUAAGUGUAAUACAAAACAUAUCAAAACAUCAUAACGAAGAGCAAAAGAAACACAUAGAAAUGGGGGGUUUAACAAUUAUAAAAAAAAAAAACAUUAAACACAGCUGAAAUGUAUACCACAGAGACUGAAUGAAAAUUAGCUGGUGGCUGAAUGUUUUCUGAAGUACCUGUCCUCUUCUUUUGUAGAUUAUUUAGUUCAUAGAUCCAUACAAAAAAAAACAUGAUUUCAAUUUUAGACUCUGACUUAGCUCAGAGGCUCAGUGUUCAACUUUCCACCUUGACCACCAUCCACUGUCUUAUCCAAUAGAGUGAAAAUGCAAAAACAUUUUUUUUAAAAAGAGAAAAAUAAUCCAUUAAAAAAGGUUAGAGCUAUGAUGUUUAGUGAUGAAAGUCAUUUGCUGAUCUAUAAAUGAGAACAAGAGUAACCAUUUGAACUUCUUUUCACCUCUUUGGCACUUACAGACACAACGUAGACGAAGUAAUGAUGCAAACUGAUGACAGCAUAGGAGAGGAGGAUGGUGACCACAGCUUACAAAACUACAAAAAGGUUUGUUUUUAUCCCUCAUCAUUAACUCCUCAUAAUUAUGAGUUCUAUUUUCUUCAAUGUGUGCAGAUGUGGGUCCACUAUGAGCUUUUGUUGUCCACACAGGGUACCCCUGGUGAUGGUGACUUGAUGCUGAUCUGUCUUACCCCUGACCACGAGGGCAAGUUUGGCUUCAAUGUAAAAGUGUGUCUCUCUUCCACCCUUUUUCUUUUUAACCUUCACCACAUUAGGCCAAAUGCCUCUUAUAUAUAUAUAUCAUGUUUGUGUUUUCACUCCACCUCCACUCUUGGUCCAUUUAAUUUCCCAACUCCUGCAGGGCGGGGUGGAUCAGAAGAUGCCUCUAGCCAUAUCUCAUGUUAAACCUGACUCUCCGGUAAGAACAGACUCAUAAGUGUUUGCGGUGUGACCGUCUGGUGUUUCCAGGUUGUGUCAUAAUAACAUAAUGAGGAAAUUGAAGCACAGUAGUCAUGGAGGGUGAAACAUUUAGUAGAAUAAACUUGCCUGAAUUAGGUUGAGGAAAGAAAGUCAGCUGGAUCUAAGUUUUUUAGUGGAUGUUGUUUUUUUUACAUGAAUGAAUAAUCAGAAGAAAACACUUUUGAUAUCAGCUUUUGUUGUUUGUAGGCGGGUCGAUGUGAACCCAGACUCCUGGAGGGAGACCUGGUGGUGCUUAUUAAUGGUCGGGACAUUUCUGAACACACACAUGACCAGGUCGUCAUGUUCAUACGCGCCAGCAGAGAGUCACACUCCAGAGAGCUCGCUUUGCUUAUCAGACGUAAAGGUGUGUGUGUCUGUGUGUGUGUGUGUGUGUAUUUGUGCUGAAGAUGCAUGUGAUUCAAGAGUGCUCACUGUCUUGUCAAGUUUUCAAUGAAUAUUUAUCACAUCCUUGAACUGUCCUUGUAUUCCAGGCCCUGGUCGGGCGGCACCCCUGCUGCAGUUGCCUCCCACACUCACGCUAACCGGCAUAUCACAGGGAGACAAGUCCCCGUCAUCCACCCAGUCAGAGCGAGUCACAACACUGGAGGAUUCCAUGAGGCAGCUGGAGAGAGGAAUACAGUCAGGCACACUGUGUUUCCACUUUGAGGUAUUUAAGAUGCAGGUGGGAGCUAAGCAGUGAAACGCUUCAAUGCAAAGAAAAUUCAUCUGUAUUUUUAAAAGCAGGGUUUUGUUUACCAUUGGAUUACUUGCAUGAAUCAAAACUAGCCUUCAAAGUUCUGAUACUGGGACAGAUGUUGGCCUUAAUCUCCACCUGACAUCCUGUGAGGGAGAUGCUGUGAUCAGACAGGAUUUCUGUUCAUGUGUGUUUGUGUGUGUUUACCUGCAUGUGUGUGUGUGUGUGUGUGUGUCUCUGCAUGUAAUUUUAUAGAAUUUAUACCGGAGGAAGCCUGGUCUGACUCUAAGCUGUGCUCGGCUCCCUGAAAACAUGGACAAGAAUCGUUAUAAGGAUGUUUUACCUUGUAAGUGCUUCUUAUUCUGACCACUUCUAUGCCUGUGCCCUGCCUGCUCCCGCCUCCACUCUCAGCUCUGUGCUACCUUUCUAACCUUGAUGUGGAGCUCGCUGCUGUGGCAUCUCAUGAAAUUUAAUUGGCGGACCCCGUGGUUCUGUUAUGACCCUCACACAUACUGACGUCCUGCUCUCCUUUCAGACGAUGCCACCAGAGUGGUGCUGAAGGGCCAGGAGGACUACAUAAACGCCAGCCACAUCACGGUGUGCAUCACUGGCACAAAACUGUCUGUGUAACUCAUCCCUGUCUCACAUAUUGAUGUAAACUCAUCCUCUUUGUGUUGGGAUGUGUGUGUUUGUGUGUGUGUUUGUCUCUUAGGUGGCGCCUCCAGUGUCUGGUGUAUGUUUACGUUAUGUUGCUGCUCAGGGUCCGUUGCCACAGACCUGCACUCACUUUUGGCAAACUGUAUGGGAGCAGCAGACACACACCAUCAUCAUGCUAACAACUCUGACAGAGAGGGGACGGGUAUACAUACUUUAACAUGUUGAUACUUUGACAGGAAGGAGAUAUCAACAGGAGAGACACUUGAAAUGAAACAGCUCAAUCUCAGCAGUGUUAUCAUAAUGAUUACUGUGCACAUCAUUACAUGCUGCUUCUUGUUAUCUGGUGCAUUAUUACCGUAAUAAGGAGGCUCUGUGGUGAUGUUUGGACACAAUAAUAAUAAACGUACACAGUUGUGAGUAAUUACAGGGCUUCACAGAGAAAGGAAAGCUUAAUAUGAAGUGUGAGCAGGAUGCCUGUGAGAUAAAUCAUCGGAGGGUGAAAACAGAUACAAAGACGCAGCGAGACAUCAAGGUCUUGUUGAACGAAUAUGUCUCCGUCUCUGUUGCUUGGUUACCAGAUGCUUCCAUUAAUUGAUCAUUUUCCUGACGGUAGUCCUUGAGUUCAUCUCUACUUCAGGAUCAUGUGCACACACACACACACACUAUGAAAACAGUUCACGUUCUGCUCCUGAUGAAGAUCUCUUGUUCAGGGCUCGAACACACUGUGCUGCUGAACUUGAGUUGAUUUCAUGAGAGUUGAGCUCAGCUAGCGCAGCAGAGGCAGUAAAUUGUUUCCUGACUGAUGACUCACAUCACAUGUAAUGUAAUUUGUUGCUGAUGUCAUACGCUUGCAGACCAAGUGCCACCAGUACUGGCCGCAUCCGCCUGAAGUGAAGGAUUAUGGGCACAUGCGGGUGAAGUGUCACUCAGAGGAGUGUAACCUGGCGUACGUGACAAGACAGUUCACUCUGACACACACACAGGUACAUCAGAAAACACAUCCUCCUAUGUCAUGUGAAUGGAUAACAGAAAAUAUGUUGCUUUUCUUUAAUACUUGAAUCAUUUUACAGAAUUUACAGAAGGAUUUGGGGAUUUUGGUAAGACUUAAAAAAAGCCAUUUGACAUCCCUUUUGGCUCUGUUUUCAGUUCUUAUGUUGGCCAACUUAUUUUGGGACUAGAGGAAAUAGCUGGCAGAUCAUUUGACUCUGAAAAAAAAUUGGUCCUAAGAUGGAAAGUUUUUCACAACAAAUAUGAGGAAGUCCUGUGCGUGGCCUCACAGCACAGAGCAUUUCUGUUUGUAUGUUCGAGUGUCAUGUGCCUUGUUCCUGCCAUAUGUCACGUAACAGAUCUCACCACAGGCAGUGACCAAUCUUCAGCCAACAUACGGUCACUUCCCUGUGGAUGGUUAGGUGUGUGGGAGGUUGUGAGAAUUAGUGUGUACUAACAGAUUCCUCAGGCUCACCUCUAAGAAGGUGCGUGUGAGAAAAUGAGGUUUUAUGUGAUGCUGGUUUUACUGAGUUGACCCAAAGUCUGUAAUGAUUAAGAAGCAGCUGUUAAUUAUGAUUGCAGACAGGUAAACAAACAUCUCAUGCUUAAGGAGGCAUUAAGUCAGAAUGCACACACAUGCAUACACAGUUACUGCUGUGUGGGCCCAUCUGUUCCUCUGGCAGAGCGAGUUAAUCCCUGCAUGGAGUCAUGGACCACAUGACCAGUAUAAACUAAAAACUCAGCCGUUCUCCUCCCUGCCUUCACUUUUUUUUUGACUCAUGUCCAUCCUCUCUACUUUGCACCUGUUUCUCUUUUUUUCAUCUCUCCGUGUCCCUCCUUACAUCCUAAUCUCUGUGUCACCUGCUGGUCACGUGCGUUUUUGUUCUGCUCACCUGCUCAGUUAUUCAGCUCUGUGUUUGUUGUACGGCACACUGAAUGAUGCCUGUGUUUAAACCUGCAGCACUGUAUGUAGUGGAGUCUCAGGUUUGUUAUUCUAAAUACAGGUUAUGCAGUGCUAUAAAUCUCUCUGAUUGUCUGCCUUUUGUGCAUGUGUGUGUGUUUUUAGAGGGGAGAGGAGCGUGCAGUCACACACCUGCAAUAUGUCGCGUGGCCAGACCAUGGCGUACCUGAUGACCCAUCGGACUUCCUGCUGUUCAUCAGCUCGGUGAGAGAGAGGAGGAAAGGUGAAGAGCCUUUAAUGGUACACUGCAGGUAACACACAUGACUCACUCACCCACUCUCUCUCCUUCUAAUUAAGCAUUGCCAUCAUUUCCUCUACUUUUCUUUAUUCUUAAUCUUAUAUAAAAUUAUUUUUUUUUAGUGCUGGGAUUGGACGCACAGGUGUUUUGAUCACCAUGGAAACGGCACUGACUCUGUUGGACCAGGGUCAGCCGGUGUUCCCACUGGACAUUGUCAAAAAACUACGAGACCAGCGAGCCAUGAUGGUUCAGACAACGGUACAGAGACAGAAAACGAUUUAUGAAAAUACUUCCUGUCGCUGUUGUUUACUUGAGUAGCGUCCUGCGGUGCUACCACACAGAUUCCAGCCCUACCCAGUGGCAUUGUGUUUCCAGAUUUUAGUCUCUAACCUGUUUCAAACAUGCCUGCGUCUCACUCUUUGAAGGUGUUUUCCGUGGAAGGCCUGGAGGACAUGUCUCCAAAACUAAGGCAUACUUUCUCUCGGUUUUGUGAAAAACGGAACAAUGUUUUUUUCAUGAGUGAAUUAGAUCAUAAUUUCACACUUGUGUCUAAUUAGAUGAUGUGUUGACAAUUUUUGACCCCAAACCUAAUGUUUAAUUCAAUUUUGUCAUCCUUAAUUUCAGGAAAUCUGUCUGUUAUCCUCGUCUCAUUCUUUUGAGUAUCUUCUAAUUUUGCACAAAUAGUUUCAUGUAGACUCAAGGGUGAACUGGUUAGAUUUUGGUGGCUAAAGGUCAGAGUAGCUUUAACAUCAUGACUGACCAUUCCUGUGAAAGUGGUUAUCUAUUCAGCCCUGAAAUACUUGUUUUUCUGCUGUUGAAAACAAUGUCAUGUGUUUUACAGAGAAACAAUGAGUGACAGGGUCAUCUUUGUCAUGUUUCUCCUGUGUAUUCUAGACUUUGGUGCAACCUCUGCUGAUUGUAUGUAGGCCUCUUUAAUAUACAACCCUGGUCAUAGCCACAGUAACCUAGUUUUGCUGUGGGGAACACUGAUAGAUGAAAACAUGGAAAUAUGACUAGUUGGUGGGCACAUGCAUUCACAAAGCAGAUAUAUUGACUAGUGAUGCACGAUAUGAAAAAUUUCAACCGAUACCGAUGACCGAUAAUUUUCUUCUUCUCAUGGCCGAUACCGAUACCGAUAACCGAUAAAUUCAUAUUUUUACAUUUAUUAUAAUCUUCAUAUAAUCUGCAGUUUGUGCAGGAUGCAGUGAUUGAAAACUGAUAUUUUUGUUGCUCUGGCCUAUCUAGAACAACAAACAAAAGUUUUUGGCUCUUCAAAUGUGGUCAUUUGCUAUAAAUAACAAUAACAAAGCAAAAAGCAGAACUUCAUUUGAUCCCCUGAACUGGUCAACAGAACUGUAAACUGUAAAGGAGCCAUUAUGAGCCGUUAGGCUUAGCAUGCUGACCGGAGUAACAUCUGACGUCCAUAUGUCUGUGGUAAAACUCACGUGUAGUCCGUUCUUGUCGAUCAGGUUGUGAAUGUAUGUGGCGACAAUAUCAUAGAGUGCAGGAAGAGACACAUCCGAGAAGAAGAGAGUGGGAGAGUGUAACGUGGCUCCAAGUGUGCUAUUAACUUACGAAAACCCGGGUUCUCAACGACGGAAAAAGGCUGGUCGUCGACCGCUAUGAACUCCAUCACUUUGUCGUUAAUGGCUUUAGCCUUUUCGCUGUCUCUUGAGAAGCUUUUGCCGUUUUUAAACGCCUGCUGAAUGGGGACAUCGAUCCUCCGUAGUGUUGUUGUCUUAGCUUUAGUACCGCUAGCAGCUUCGGCGGCUGUCUCAUAUUCUUUUAAUACCGCUCCGCCGCGAUGGCGACUUUUCAGAUGAGCUAUCAGAUUCGUUGUGUUAAAACUUGACGUCUUCUUUCCUCCUCUCGGAAUCCUCGCUGAACAGGUUUUGCAUAUAGCAAUGCUGUUGUCAUCUUCUGCCACUGAGAGAAACGACCAUGCUGGUGAAGACAUUUUAUUAUCUGUCAGGUAGUGACGGGGUCAGGCUUGGGACCUGCGAGUAAGGCGCUAUAGACGUCGUAACCAGCGCGUCUCGGACGGGCGGCUACUCCGCCUGCAAACGUUACUCGUAAUUUCAUUAAUAUAUCGGAUCUUUCUAUCGGAAAAAUGCACCUAUCGGACCGAUAAAAAAUGACGUAAUUUCCCCCCAAAUCGGCCGAUAUUUUAUCGGUCCGAUAAAUAUCGUGCAUCCCUAAUAUUGACUAUAUAUUUAUACUGUUUUGCCUUGUGAAAUGCAGAUUUGUUUAAUGAGAAAAAUGUGGCGGAAUUGAACAUGCAUACGGCUGAGUCACUUUUGGUCAUGUAUUUAUGCUAAAUGUCUUUUCUCGGUCAGUUACAACUGUCAGAAUUCACAUGUUUUCGGUAGCGUUGGUUUGUUUGUUUGUCUGUUAGCAACUUUACGGAGAAAGUUACAGACGGAUUGACCUGAAAUUUUCACCAGAGGUGCGUCUCAGUCCCAGGAUUAAAUACAUUAAAUUUUGGUGGUGAUCCGGACAAAAUUCUGGAUACUGUGAUCCAGAACACACAAAAAUAAGGGUGUCAUUGGAAUUUUCAGUGCUGGAAGAUAACCAAUUGGCGGCACAGUAGUGUAGUGGUUAGCACUUUUGCCUCACAACCAGAAGGUUCUGGGUUCGAAUCCUGGUCAGGGCAUUUCUUGUUUAAGGGGGGACAUGAGCUGCUUGGUGGAGGUCUGCGCUUCAGGUAAAUAUGGUCAAAGUGAGGUAAUCAGUCUUGAGAUAGGAGUUUUUCUAAAAAUCCCAUGUUGACAAACAAAGUCAAGAAGUUCUGUUUCGGAGGCCAGUACGACACUUUUUUAAUUAAGAUGAUCCUCUCAGACCUUUGUUAGUUAGUUACUUCUGCAAAAUAACACUAGCGGUUGAUGUGCUCAAAGAGGAAAGUUGAGGUCUUGAAGCUGCGCUCUGCAGCCUCUCAGUGAUAUCUGCCAAGUCAGAGGAAAGGGUCAUCCAUUGCUCUGAUAGAAGUUGUCUCAGAGAACAUGGCAGCCCUCCAGUGCAGCCUGCCUCUACCACCACUAUCACCCUUAUUUUGAAAAGGGAUCCUGUCUUCUUCUCUCUGAUGUUUUGUGCUGAUGGAAAGCUUCCUCGGGUUUCCAUUGCGUGUUUGUGUCACUUGAGAGGAAUGGAAAACAGGCACACUUGGAGGGCAAACCUUUCCUGUGUCUCAUAACGAACCUGGCAUUAUUUUGUGUUUUCAUUGUCAUCGUCAGAUUCCUUUAAAAGAAAAGAAAAAGAAGCCAGAACUGUGUUGGUCCAUAUCCAACAUCAUUUUUGUGAGUCAAUCUGCCAGGCUCCCUUGGUAGCUGUUUCAAAGCCUGUGAUCAUUUGACAUUUUCUCCCCCGGCAGAUGGAAUUUCCCAGUUGCCUUGUCUAAUAUAUGUUGUUUAUUUAGACAAAAGUUGAUUCAGAUGAUUUUUGGAGCACAGAUUUUAUUAUCCAACCUUUUGCCCUUUGAGUUUUCCAGGGUUAGCGACUUAUAAAGCAACUGCAUGCAAAAACUUACAAUGAGAUUGUAACAUGCUACCCAUUAGUAUGCCAGCAGGCUAACUUUAGUGUUUGGCUUUAGUGCCUUUUUUGGUGUUUACUUCCCAGUUGCUGAUUCUAUUUACUGUAAAUAUCUUCCCCUUUUUCAAAUUGAGUUCUAUUAUAAGCUCGGCACAUCAUGUUUUAAUGCUUUCACUGACCAUAUCUCUGAGAAGCUGAUGUGUAAAUGUGAUUUGUGUAAAAAUGUAUUAAACAACGUUUAGCACACAAACAUGCCAAACUAAUGAGGUGAACAUCAAACCUGCUAAACACCAGCAUGUUAGCGUUCACAUUGUGAGCAUGUUGAAUGUAGCGUAGCUCAAAGGGUCAUUCGACACAAAGACAUAAAUACCUUUGCGAAGAGCUUCUGGCAUGGUUGAAGACUAAACGGGCAGACAUUGAAGAGUAUUGUUGUAAAUGCAGCAGAAAAUGUGGAAUUACAGGAGACUUCAAGUCUUACAGUUUUUGCAUUGUGUGUUCUACUCACUACAGGAACAUAGUGUGGUUGGAGUUAACUUAAAUAAACAACUUUUGGCUUGUUCUAUAAGAUGAAGAAACACCAAUGCAAAUAUGCUGCUUGUUGCUGAGUUCAUGUCGCUUUUGUAUAGAUAAAGCUCUGAUACAGAAGACGCCAUACUUUACAUUUGCUGUCAUGGAAGGCUUUUAUCAAGAUUGAUUUUUUUGUUGAGUUCUUCGAUGAGACUAGGAUUAAAAGUCAAAGUGUUACUUUAGAUUUUGUCUGGCAUUACUGUUUUAAAAACAGCAAUGUUAUCCAUGAACUAAUCAUGUUUUUCUAACAUGCGUUUCAGUGUCAGUUCCAGUUUGUGUGCGAGGCCAUUGUACGAGUCUACAAAGAGAAACAGGGAGGAUCAACAGCACCGUAA